Didymella exigua CBS 183.55 is the source of this 1089-nucleotide messenger RNA. Its product is annotated as HAD-like protein. NCBI's taxonomy places the organism in Eukaryota, Fungi, Ascomycota, Dothideomycetes, Pleosporales, Didymellaceae. The transcript is spliced from 3 exons. The record is from RefSeq and is a predicted model, not a curated record. Bases 275 to 1015 code for a protein of 246 amino acids.
GGGUUGGCUUUCAAGGUUGCAAGCGUUUUGUUCAAUCCAUUGGAUCGAAUCCAAUUUUUUGACAUCAAUCUCGUACUGAGCAGAUUUAUUGACCAGGAUCGAUGACGUACCCCGCCCGCAUUGCCUAUCAAGGACCCACUCUCCAAGAGCAGCAACACAAUCCUGCAAUCGACGCAGCACGAGCCCCAUGACCAUUAAAGCCACCACUCGCCUCAGCACAUUGCCCGGGAAGUAUCUGCCCAAUUGGAAGAUUUGUACAAGAUCUUUAGCAACAAUGGCACCCCCAGUACGGCCGCGUAGAUUUGCGCCGCUCAAUUUGGAAAAGAAGAGCGAAGGAGACAAGCGCCCUACUCUGAAGGGAAUUGUGUUCGAUGUCGAUGGGACGCUGUGUCUCCCGCAGAAUUACAUGUUUGGUGAAAUGCGUUCGGCUCUUUCCAUUGACAAAGGCACCGACAUCCUGGAUCACAUCUACUCACUGCCAUACGCUGAACAGGAACAAGCUCAAGAGAAGGUUCGAGAUAUUGAACGCACCGCGAUGAAGAAGCAGAAGCCACAGGCUGGUCUUGUGGAACUCAUGGCGUAUUUGGACUCAAGAGGGUUGAAGAAAGGCAUCUGUACACGCAAUUUUGAUGCACCCGUUGAGCACCUCCUCACCACUUUUUUGCCUUCGUCAGAGUUCAGCCCCAUCAUCACACGCGAAUUUCGUCCACCAAAGCCAGAUCCUGCUGGUAUCCUGCACAUCGCAAAGCAGUGGAUGCACAAAGACGGCGGUGAGAGUCUGAUCAUGGUGGGCGAUUCCAUCGACGACAUGUCUGCUGGCUUUCGCGCUGGUGCCGCGACGGUAUUGCUUGUCAACGACGUCAACAAGCACCUUGCCAAGCAUCAACACACGGAUCUUGUUGUGAAACAGUUGGAUGACCUGAUUGAGAUUCUGGAGAACGGCUUCGAAGGGAGAGUCGAGUCUGAUCAGGAGGACGUUGAUCCCAAAGGGCUCGUCGAAGAGGCCACAAAGUAGAGCUGAGGAGAGUUUGUUACGAUCGCCUUAUACUUAAAGUUUGUCUAGACAAUGCAGCUGUGUGUACAUUGUUG